Molecule: messenger RNA, 849 nt
Organism: Trypanosoma theileri
Lineage: Eukaryota; Euglenozoa; Kinetoplastea; Trypanosomatida; Trypanosomatidae
Product: chaperone DnaJ protein
Exons: 1
Coding region: 1-849 (282 amino acids)
Source: RefSeq, a predicted model, not a curated record
AUGAUAGGAAAGGGGUCACUGAAAAGAGUGUGUUUUUCUUUAUGUACACAAGUACCGAUCUACCAAUAUGUAAGUGGCACUUCAAGGUGCUUUAUCAGCAGCAAAGGUCAUGGAGAGGACUUUUCCCUUUCAGGACGUUGUCCCUUUAAAACUCUUGGGAUUAGCCAAAGUAGUAGUAUUGAAGCGGUGAAAACAGCCUAUCGUGCUAAAUGUCGAACCGAACACCCUGACGUUGGUGGUACUGAUGAAGGCUUCCGUAAAAUUGCGUGGGCGUACGAAGAAUGCACCCGCCGCGUACAUGAACGUUAUCGCAAGAACGAUGGAGAGAAUACCUCUGAAUCAGUAAAUAUGGAGGACAAACAGUGGAGAGAUGAAAAUCACAAGCAGGAAUCUAGUACGUGGUAUGAAUCCAGGACGGAGUUACACCGUAGACAACGCCAAAUGUUUUAUGCUGCAUUUUCACACUCCCGAAGUAUUGAAGAGAUGGAGGAACUUCUUCUUAGUUCACUGCGCAGUCAUUGCUUCGACAUCAUCGACGUGAGUGAGCCUUUGGCAUUGUUGCUGCGACGUUUACACCUCAUCACAGGUUAUGGGGAGACACACUUGCAGGCUUGCUUUGCCGCUAUGGAUAACUGGGAACAGUACACUGAACGUCGAGCUGGCGCAGGUUUGUACCACAUACUGCUGCAGCUCUACACGGACUUCCCCAAACCAGGGCUCACCGAAACCAUCAUAACCGAGAGUGUAGAGACUCUUUUGGAAAGAAUGCAUACGAAGGGGCUCGAAUACGACGACUGGACACUUACUCUGGCUCAUAAGGCAUACAGAGCCUCACCCUGGCCAACCUAG